AUGCUGGUCCUCGAGAAGAUAAGGGAGAGUAUAGAGAGCAUUCCUCUAGAGCUGAGCCGAUACAUGGGGAAGAGUGAGGAGGACAUCUUUCUCUCUCCUAAGGCCAGUCCCUCUCAAAAUCUGCACAUCAACAUCCUCACACCAGACAAAAUCCCAGAGUUUUGCCUGCCCCCCAGGCUUUGCAAGAGAAGCCAACCGAUGGAAGCUAAGAAAACAGCACCUUUUCCAUUUUAUCAGGAUCAUACACUUAAGAGCAGCACCUUGUCACACUCUUCAUAUGUAAAGACAGAGAACCUGAAGAAGAAGAAUAUAAAUGCAUCAAUGACUUUGAAGACUAUAAAAAAACCGUUGCCAUUUUCUGCAGAGGGGUAUGGCCUGACUGGAAUAUAUGAGAGCCCCAACACUCGAAGAAAGGAGUCUUUGUUCCACUCAAAGCGCCCUGUUUACUUGUUUGAUAGAAGCCGUCCUAAUGCAGCACCCAGACUGGCAAAAGAGACAAACCUGCCAAAGAAAACGUUAUUGGGGUUUCUCCCUCUGUGCUCAACCAAGAGCCUGUCAGAGACAGGAAGCACAGGAAGUAAAACACCUUCUUCCAGUGACUCCUCUCCCCUUAGCUUGUCUUAUAGUGCUAAAUCCUCCCUCCACUUACCACCAGGCAGUGGCCAUCUUAAAGGAGCAAAAUCCUGCCCGUCGCUAAUUAACAGCAGGGAGAACAGAGUGAGAUUGAAGAGGGGGGGGUUAAGUUUAACAACAUCAUCCAGCAGCCCUCCGAGCUUAGAGGGGAGCUCACUCACCUUAGCUCCACCUGCUCUCUUCCCGCCGGAUGUCCUGCAGUGCCAGGAAAGACCUCAGCACGAACACUUCCUCACUUUGCAGGGCCGAGGAAGAGUGCACCUCUAUGCUGAGGCCACCACAUUCUCCACCAAUAAGUUUUCAUCCCUUUCCACCAUCAGAGUGUAUGUGGAGUCUGUGGAAGGUCUAUGGGAUGAUAGUGACAGACGAACCCUGAACUGUGCGGUGAAUUUGUGUCUGAUCCCAGGGAAGCUGCAGCAACAGGAGGGCGCCACCAUCAGGAACUGCUGCAGCCCUGUGUUUAAAGAAGAUUUUUUCUUCACAGAGCUCAGAAGAGAGGAACUGCAGGAGCUGCAGCUCAGGUUGAAAGUAGUGGGUAAACCUGCAGCUGGUACGAUGAGGAGAGAAACAGUGAUUGGAACAGUAACAAAACCACUGUCUGAGUUACUUCAUCUUAAAAAAUGAAUUGAUGAAUAACUCAUUUUGUGUAAUUUGGAGAGUGGACAGCAUAUGAUAUAAAUAUGACACUGUGUACAAAGAAAGAAAGGUUA
Molecule: messenger RNA, 1343 nt
Organism: Eleginops maclovinus (Patagonian blennie)
Lineage: Eukaryota; Metazoa; Chordata; Actinopteri; Perciformes; Eleginopidae
Product: C2 calcium-dependent domain-containing protein 4C
Source: RefSeq, a predicted model, not a curated record